Octopus bimaculoides (California two-spot octopus) is the source of this 818-nucleotide messenger RNA. Its product is annotated as protocadherin beta-15-like. Gene Ontology annotation, cellular component: plasma membrane. Gene Ontology annotation, biological process: homophilic cell-cell adhesion. Gene Ontology annotation, molecular function: calcium ion binding. Lineage: Eukaryota; Metazoa; Mollusca; Cephalopoda; Octopoda; Octopodidae. The record is from RefSeq and is a predicted model, not a curated record.
AAGUGAUAACACAAUAGAUGCCACAUUGUUGAUUAUCAUUGUAGUAGCAGCUGUGAUAGUAUCUAUAGCUAUUGUGGUUUCUAUAACACUGUGUAUUGUGAGAUGUAACAAUGUGAGAAAUAGCUCAUCUGAAAGAACAGCAGAAGAGAAACAGGCAUACCAAUGUCGCAAUGAGAUGAGACAGUUGAUCUAUCAAGGUAACAACAGUGUACCUGUGAUGUCAGGUAAUCGAGGAGAGACAUCAGACAGAUAUGGUCAUUCGAGGAGCCAUUACUAUCCAGAAGACUGGAAGACAUCGACAAUGAGCAGGACACUUCAGAAGUCUACAAAGCAGAAAUACAGUCAACCCAUUGAGGUGACAUCUUAUGGAGACAACAGACCAUCUUCUAACUAUCCCACUGAUACAUUGACCAGUCGUAAGAGUAGUGGACAGUGCUGGAGUGAGCGGUCAAGUAGACAGUAUGAAGAAAUACCAGCAACGUCAGGAAUCUAUGGUGGUGCCCCACCUGAUGUAUCAAGCACCAUUGAGAGAGACCAUUACCAAGACAGAUAUGUGAAACCUCCAGAGAGACAGUUACCUUCAACACCAGAUGUUGUUGCCAUUUAAGUGAGACUGAGAAGAUGACACACCAGAAAUAAUAUCACCCUACAACAUUUAAAACAACACAAAUAUAUUAGUUCGAUAAUAAUAUUUCCCCACAUAUGACUGAAUAUCUUUGUAUGUGUUUGAGACAAUAAUUUUACUGCUUAGGUAAGAGGAAUAAAUUUAUAACUCUGUAUUGUUAGGUAAACCAAAGAUAAAGGAAUUACUGUAAUAA